GUGGAGAAGCUGAAUCAGCAGCUGGCUGCGAAGGAACAGGAGCUGGAGCAAUUACAAAACGCAAAUGAAGAAAAGGAGCGUGCCCUGAAUGCAUUGAACGAUGAGGUGGAGAAGCUGAAUGAGCAGCUAGCUGCGAAGGAGCAUGAGCUGGAACAAUUACAAAACGCAAAUGAAGAAAAGGAGCGUACUCUGGAUGCAUUGAACGAUGAGGUGGAGAAACUGAAUGAGCAGCUGACAGCGAAGGAACAUGAACUGGAGUUCCUCCGCGGUUCUGAUGAGGAGAAGAGUCGUGCACAUGAUGCUUUAAAUGAUGAGGUGGAGAAGCUGAAUGAGGAGCUAGCUGCGAAGGACCAUGAGCUGGAACAAUUACAAAACGCAAAUGAAGAAAAGGAGCGUGCCCUGAAUGCAUUGAACGAUGACGUGGAGAAACUGAAUGAGCAGCUGACAGCGAAGGAACAGGAGCUGGAGCAGCUGCGCGGUUCUGAUGAGGAGAAGAGUCGUGCACAUGAUGCGUUGAACGAUGAGGUGGAGAAACUGAAUGAGCAGCUGGCUGCAAAGGAAGAGGAGCUGCAUCAGCUGCACGCUGCGAAUGAUGAGAAGGAGCGUACCCUGGAAGCAUUCAAUGAUGAGGUGCAGAGGCUCAACGAGCAGUUGGCUGAAUUGCAGGCAGAGAACGAAAAGCUUCGUGCCCACGAUGAUCGCUGGGUACCUGAGGGAAGUCGUAGUUCUGGUAGGCGCACUACGUCUCAUCACCGGAAGGAGUUUGACGGUGAGGGUUGGGAUCAGGUGCUGGAAUCGCAGCCUGAGGAG
Trypanosoma theileri is the source of this 810-nucleotide messenger RNA. RefSeq lists its product as uncharacterized. The transcript has a single exon. The annotation marks the transcript as partial. The record is from RefSeq and is a predicted model, not a curated record. NCBI's taxonomy places the organism in Eukaryota, Euglenozoa, Kinetoplastea, Trypanosomatida, Trypanosomatidae.